AUGGGAUCAGGUGGUACUAUUAUAGGCAAUCACGUUGACAUCUCGACCUCCGUGACGUAUAAAGAGAUGAUGUGUUCACCUACCGAUGAAAAGAAGUUAUUGCGGAAGAGAUAUCUCAGAGUGGCCAGCAAGGUCUGGCCUAGCCUAGAUAAGUGCAGCCGCAUGGAGUCUGAUCUCCACAAUGUCUCACAGAUGCCCGAGUUGAGUAAACGCAUCGAUGCUGGAUGGGGAUCUAUGGCAGCCCACUUUUCAUACAGUCCAAGCCACGGAAGUCUUUCGAAGAUCAGGGUGGCUGAAAGGACAUUUCCCGGUAAGCGACCAAUGCUAGUGGACAUCCCGUGCAGCAGAGUCUCGAGUGGCACAGCCUCGGAUACUGAUGGGACAUGUCACAUUUUGCCAACAAGAGGCGCGGCUAUGCAAAACAAGAACAGCAAGAUUAGAUUUAGGGUAUCCGGACAGGAAGAUCAGCUGACUACCGUCUUAGUUGAAGAAGAUGCGAACGGGCCACGCCAAUAA
This is a messenger RNA of Aspergillus ibericus CBS 121593, 516 nucleotides long. RefSeq lists its product as uncharacterized. Bases 1 to 516 code for a protein of 171 amino acids. The record is from RefSeq and is a predicted model, not a curated record. Lineage: Eukaryota; Fungi; Ascomycota; Eurotiomycetes; Eurotiales; Aspergillaceae. The transcript is spliced from 4 exons.